AUGGUGGACUUUCUCAAAGAAUACAUCGUCGAAUCAGUGAACAUCACCAACAGAAUAACCAACCCAGAACGCCUCGCCAACUUCACUGUUCAAGUGUCCAUGAACAAUCCACUGUGGUACCCGGGCUUUCCAGCCAAGCUACCCGGGGAAAAGUGCUUCUAUCGUGGCCCGGCUAUACCAGGUAAUGCUUCACAAGUCAUCAGUUGCAUCAAACCUAUCACAGGGCGAUAUCUGACUGUGUUUAAACCCGCAAACAGCUCACUGGCAAUCUGUGAGCUAGAAGUCUUUGCCACAAAUGUAUCUGGCAAGCAGAUGUACGGUACGCAGUUUCAAUCCAUGCCAAACAAAAAGCUGACAUUGGCUCCCUUCGCCGUUUUUCACAAAGUCCGAAGUGUUUUGGAAUGCACUUCGCAGUGUCUUAAGAUCAAAAAUGGAACGGUCACGGCCGUUCAAGUGAAGAGUAAUCCUUCAAUUUGUGAGUGUAUUCAGUUCAGUUAUUUAACUGCUACGCCAACAUCGUUUGAAAACAAUACAGACUGGCGUUUAUAUAUGUCGAAGUUGAACUAA
This is a messenger RNA of Candidula unifasciata, 567 nucleotides long. The record is from the annotation of a GenBank genome assembly. Lineage: Eukaryota; Metazoa; Mollusca; Gastropoda; Stylommatophora; Geomitridae.